Molecule: messenger RNA, 211 nt
Organism: Acomys russatus (golden spiny mouse)
Lineage: Eukaryota; Metazoa; Chordata; Mammalia; Rodentia; Muridae
Gene: Smim39
Product: small integral membrane protein 39
Exons: 1
Coding region: 41-211 (56 amino acids)
Source: RefSeq, a predicted model, not a curated record
GAUCUCCCGGCGUUCGGAGCCCGGAGGUUGGCCGGGCGUGAUGGCCAAGCCCCCGCAGCCCCGGCGCGGCCCCGCGACGCCUGGAGGCGCCCUGCGCGCCCUGCUGCGCUGCAACCUGCCCCCGGGCGCCCAGCGCGUGGUGGUCUCCGCUGUGCUGGCGCUGCUGGUUCUCAUCAACGCCGUGCUGAUCUUCUUACUGGCCUUCCGCUGA